UGCUGUCGUAACCUCUAACCUCUAAUCCAGAAGUCAUUUCAGUUUUAUCUAUUUAAUUGUAGGAUCGGCAAUUGGUAUAGGAAGUCUAGACGAAGAGUGUAAAGUUAUUAGGAGAUCAUCAUGACUAAUACGUUAAUAUACACAAAACAUAAUCUAUUUCCAACACUUAUUACACCUAAUUUUACUGAUCUGAAGUAGACUAGAAAGCAGUACAUGUAUAUGGUUGACGUCUAAAAUAUAUUACAGACCUUAAUUGUAGUGUACAGGCAGAAAAUUAUUGUUUCCGCAUUUAGCGAAAUUAAAGUCCGAAAUAACUGUAUAGGAGAUAGUAGUGAAUUUUCAUGCCUGAACAUCAAUAGCAAUGGAUGACACCGAGGCGGGAUCGCCUUUUUAUAUACAUCUGAAUGGAUCUAGUUCAUCCAAUAUACCGGUUCAUCAAUCCAGUGGGAAUAUAUCAUCACAGGUAUCUAGCGUCGGAUUUAAUAAUCUUAAAAAGUUAAAUACAAAUACAUCACUGAUCUCAACUCUAAGUACUAGUACGACCAAGAACAAUCCAUUGACACGUUUAUUUACUAAGAAUAGGUCAGGUACCAAUCUUCCAAUUGAUUUAACAGAAGAAUUUCUUAGAAAUAAUAGUGAUGAUGAUGAUGAUGAUGAUGUUUCUACCCUCACUUCCAUAGAGCUCAGGAAAUCAGGCUCCUUAUUCAAAUUACCUAAGAAUAAAUUAAAGUUUUCUAAUAAAACUAACUUAAACAAACCAGAUUUGACUAUUCAGACAGCUGGACAUCAUGGUCUUAAAGUUUCCAAAAAAAUAUUGAGUUCAGGACUGUUUGAUGAUACCAAUAGAUCAUUAAGAAAGGGAUCGGUUAGUUCCCCGGUUUCAACUUUUCAAAAUUUAUUUCAUAGAUCACAUACCAAUAGUCAAGGAAAUAUCGAUGGCCAAAUAUUAGCCAUUUCCAAAGAAGAUUCACCUACUCAACUGAAACUAGGAAGCAAUCCUUCAAGAACUACCUUGGCAUUAUCAUCAAUCAGAUCAAACUCUUAUAUUUCAGAUAAAACUAACGCCAAAAUGUAUAAUUUCACAGAUCCAGACUUUGAAGCAGAAUACUCUGAAGUCAACGCAGCGGAACACACCACAAUACAAGAUCUUCAUAAAAAGCUCAUGGUACCAACUGAUCAAUUUAUUCAGAAUAUAACCCACAAGCAUGUUAACCAUGAAUUGGGACUAGGUAUAGAGGACGAUACGAAUCUAGAUAAUGAAUACUAUAAAAAUUAUUCACUUGAAUUUAAUAAAGCAAAUUCUAGAUUUUUUACGAGUUUACUAACUUUAACAAAACCAUUAUUCAUUCCAUCACAACAAAGAAGAAUGAAUGGAGGUGCAUAUAUACCUAAUCUUGGCUUUACAGUUGAAGAUGUAUCCAGUUUCAUAAAGGAAAAUUACCAAAUAGAUUUAAAACAAAGCUCCUCCUCAAAGGAAAAUACGAUGAUAUCCCCAAAAUAUAGACAAAAGAAAUCUAGAGAGAGCAAAUCAAAUUCAUCAAGUGGUUUAUCAUUAGAAUUGGAUAAUAUGGAGGCUAUAGAUGAUUUCAAGGUAAGGGAAGUUUCGCUGGACUUGUUAACCUUUUUCACUAGGGCAAUGAUUGUUUUUCUGAAAGAUUACAAUAAUUUUGAAAUUUCGGAAGAUAUAAUUAAGAAUGAAACUCUCCAUGGUAAAGCUUCACCGGCUCUUACAUUUAUACAUUCUUGGAGUAGAAUUACAAAACAAUGGGAUUAUUUUAAUCAAAAGAUAAGGUUUUACUUGAUUAGUAUGUUUCAUCCGUUACAAAAAAAUUUUCAUGUCAUGUCGAAACGCAGUGUCGGGCUGACGGCUAAUAUAGAGAUUGAAAAUUCGAUUCUUUUAGCGUUUAGGGAUGUUAUUGUAAUUCCGUUUCUAAUGCAAAGGCAGAAUAAAUACGAAUUAUUUAAUCAACAUGAAAUAUCGCCUAGUAAGGAAUUUGACGCAUCAAUGGAGGGUAGAAUAAUAUUAGAGGACGAAGUUAGUAUACUUGUAAAUAAUAAUCAAAUUUUGAGAAAACUUCAGAGUUGUUUAGGAAUUUUAAUGUCAAGCACACAUCAUGAACCCGGAAAUGUUGAUGGAGAGCAACACAUCAGGAAUGAAGUAUUCUUCAAUUCAUAUUUAUGGUUAUCAAAUAUCAAGUAAAAAUAAAUUUGUAUCAUUAGAAUAAUGAAAUUACGAACGGUUUUAUCAAGCAAAAAGUGGAGAAACGUUUAAGUUGAUCAUAAUAAAUUUACGUGGCUGAAUUUUCUGGUCUACAUAAGACCCAAGUUAGCUUACCUAUGAAUUACUCGGCUCGUUUAGGUAACACGGAUUAAAUAAUUUAACCAUUCGGUAAUAAAAUUUAAUCUAGUAAGCAAAUAUAUAUUUAAAUUAGGUUUUGAAUAAAACCCCGCUCGUUGAUCCAAAUAGCCCAUUGUUGAUCAUUUCAAUGCCUGUUGUAAGUCAAUAUUAUGCAUACUCAUCAUCUGAACAUCGAAUAAGGGGAUUUAUUUUAUUAACAUAAACUUUCAAUAAUCAAAUUAACUCUGUUAGAUAAUGCUUUUUUCAUACUUAAACU
Molecule: messenger RNA, 2615 nt
Organism: Scheffersomyces amazonensis
Lineage: Eukaryota; Fungi; Ascomycota; Pichiomycetes; Serinales; Debaryomycetaceae
Exons: 1
Coding region: 362-2200 (612 amino acids)
Source: RefSeq, a predicted model, not a curated record